Drosophila eugracilis is the source of this 1770-nucleotide messenger RNA. RefSeq lists its product as uncharacterized. The record is from RefSeq and is a predicted model, not a curated record. Lineage: Eukaryota; Metazoa; Arthropoda; Insecta; Diptera; Drosophilidae. The transcript has 8 exons. The coding region runs from base 16 to 1548 and encodes 510 amino acids.
UAUAGUAGCGUAAACAUGUUCGGAAUAGCAUUGGCAACAGUUCUCCUCCUUUUUGUGUCCGUGCAAGCUGAAUUCCCUGAUGAUCCCAAACCAUGUAAAUACGGCGAUGGCGAGUGUAUCAUGGAACUAUGCAACACAUUGUUCAAUGAGCGGUCUUCGGAGGCAAAUCCUGGUCUGAACCUGCCGCGGUUAGAUCCUCUGAAGAUCGACAAGAUGGUAAUAAGCCAGGGUGAGAGUGCAAGCCCGGUUGGGAUUACUCUAACGUUUACCGACAAUUUGCUAUACGGCAUUAAGGAUCAAAGGAUCGUGAAAGUGAAGGGAUUUGGAAAGGACCUCACUGCGAAGCACGAAGUGAAAAUUGUCACGAAAAUCUUCUCAUUGGUCGGACCCUAUGACAUCAAGGGUAAGGUACUCAUACUUCCCAUUAGCGGAUCUGGGCAAAGUAACUUGACCCUUGUUAACACCAAAGCAAUCUUAAGCUUUUGGGGCAAGCCGUUGGAGAAAAACGGGGAGAUAUACUUGGAUGUCACGGAUUUAAAAAUUGCAAUGAAGCCGGAGUCUAUACAUUACCAUUUUUCGAAUCUGUUUAACGGAGACAAGGCUUUGGGAGACAAUAUGAACGUCUUUCUGAAUGAAAAUUCAGAGGCUAUUUACAAGGAGACAGCCUCGUCCAUUAAUCGAUCCUUUGGCGAGUUUUACCUGGGCAUCGUGAAAGGAGUAUUUUCCAAGUGGCCGUAUGCAAAGCUUUUUGCCCCGGAGUAUAUUCAAUUGUGUUUCCCGGCGUCAAUUAUGAAGCUUACUCUUGCCCUCGUCCUGCUGCUCGGAUGUGCCUCCGUAUCAGUUCAUGGACACGCCUCAGAAUUACCCUCGGGAAUCGAAAGGUGCGGUAUCACGGAUGAGCAGUGCCUGAUGAACGGGGUUAACUUUGUUCUGAGGAACUAUGCAAAGAGUGGCAUCAAGGAACUUGGUCUGAUCCCUCUGGAUCCGCUGCACAUUAAAAAGUUUAAAAUUGGCCGUAAUCCACACAGUCCGGUCAACAUUGAUCUUAGCUUCCACGAUGUGGACCUCCUGGGUCUUCAGGAGGGGGUUGCAAAGCGAGUAAGCGGGUUCACAAGUGAUCUUAGCCGAUCGAUUGAGCUAGUCAUGGAAGUCCCCGAACUUACAGUCAAAGGACCCUAUUCUGUCGAAGGCAGAAUACUCAUUCUACCCAUUACCGGAAAGGGCAAUGCUGAGAUCCGGCUGAAAAAAACUAAGGUACGAGCUUUGAUUAAAUUCAAGCGUGUGUCAAAGGGCGAACACCAGACCUUCGCCGAGGUGGUGAAUAUUAAUGUUGAGGUGGAUCCCGCCCAUGUCACCUAUCACCUGGAGAAUCUCUUCAAUGGUCAGAAGGAUCUGAGUGAGAACAUGCACGCCCUUAUCAACGAGAACUGGAAGGACAUCUUCAACGAGCUGAAACCGGGCAUCGGAGAAGCCUUCGGACUGAUAGCCAAGUCAGUACUAGACAGGAUCUUCGGCAAACUACCGCUGGAACAGCUUUUCACAGUCUAACUCCCUUAGUACAAAGCUUUAAAAGUGAAAAUAGUUGAAACGUAUAUGUGAAUUUUUAUUUGACUUUAAAAAUACAAAUGCAAAGCAAAUAAAUCACUGGUAAGUUCCUCUUAAAAAUUAAUAAUAGUUUCAAAAUAAAUUCAGGCACUGAAGGGUUUUAAACUUAACAAUAGAAAAAUAGCCUCAUUUUGACUUAGACAAAUAAAAGUAAAAAUAUUAUUA